Cololabis saira (Pacific saury) is the source of this 1562-nucleotide messenger RNA. Its product is annotated as calcium uniporter regulatory subunit MCUb, mitochondrial-like. Gene Ontology annotation, cellular component: mitochondrial inner membrane; uniplex complex. Gene Ontology annotation, biological process: mitochondrial calcium ion homeostasis; calcium import into the mitochondrion. The coding region runs from base 236 to 1264 and encodes 342 amino acids. Lineage: Eukaryota; Metazoa; Chordata; Actinopteri; Beloniformes; Belonidae. The record is from RefSeq and is a predicted model, not a curated record. The transcript has 9 exons. Gene Ontology annotation, molecular function: calcium channel inhibitor activity.
CGGGGCAGCUGGUCCCGGCGGGUCGAGACCCCGCCUGGUGAAGUCCGGGACCAGCAGACAGCAGCAUGCGGCCCGGCCGUUCCCCAGAACCUCCAAAAACUCAACAGACGUGUUCAAAAAGGGUCCAACAGUCCAAUAACUGAGAGGAAAUGAGUAAGAGCUGAACUUCUGGUUCCUCCCCGGCAGACAGUUGAGGGUUAACCGCCCCGCCCUGCUGCCGGGAAACCCUGCAGGCAUGUUACGAUCUGCCUCACAUUCCUCACCAACAUUCCUGGCUGCUGUUCUGCUCCGACCCGGAGUCAUGUUUCUGUCCCAGGUCCGCAGGUCCGUCCGGCUGGCCUCCAGAACCAGCGCCCCCCUGGUCCGGGCCGGUCUGGCGUGGUCCCCCCAAAUGGUCUCCAGCUUCAGCACUCAGCCCCCCCCCAAAGAGGCCUCGGUCCGCUACAGCCUCGGUCGCCCGGUUCUCUCCCUGCGGCUCCCGUCGGGUCGUGAAGGUCGUUUCUCUCUGACGCCGAUGUUGACCAGCGUCGGGGAUCUGCUGCGGGACAUCGGGGCCAGCGACCCGGCCGUGUCCGCCGCCGCCCUCUGUAACCACGACGGACAGAGAAUCUCCAGCUGCACGUUGAUGGAGACGGUUCUCAGCAAAGACUUCCAGCUGCUCAUCAACGACGUCACCUACAACGUCCGCUCGUUUGAACCAGGCUCGUCCCACGAACACGUGCUGGGCCUGCAGGACAUGAAGUACCUGGUCCACCUGCUGCACUCGGCUCUGAACGUCCCUCAGCAGCUGCACCUGCAGCACUCAGGGCUGCUGGCGCAGCAGGACCGGCUCCGGCAGCAGCUGCAGCCGCUGGAGGAGGUGAGGGUUGAGCUGGCGAAGGAGGCGGAGACCAGGGCCUCUCUAAUGGGGUGGGUGGGGCUUGCCUACCUGUCCCUGCAGGGUGGAUUCCUGGGCUACCUUACCUGGUACGUGUUUGCGUGGGACAUCAUGGAGCCGGUCACCUUCUUCAUCUCCUUAACCACCAGCAUGGUCUUCUUCGGCUACUACCUCCUCACCCGACAGGAUUUCGUCUACCCGCAGGUGAGGGAUCGUCACUUCCUCCAAUUCUUCUACAAGACAGCAUCAGUCAAGAAAUUUGACGUCCAGAAAUACAACCAGCUAAAGGACGAGCUGUCGAAGGUGGACGAGGAUCUCCGGAGGUUGAGGAACGCCAUCCGGCUGCAGCUGCCGGUGGACCAGGUUCAGCCUCACAAAGCCGCCUGACGUUCCUCCUGACAACCAAACCUGGCUUUACUAAGAUUACAGACAAACACAAGCGUUUUAAAUUACUAUCUCAUAGCUGUACUGGGACCAGGCAGUUUAACUGGUGUACGGUGCCCUAGUAUCCCAGCAUUCCAGUAGUACACCGGUACUCUGCACUACUACAUGUACACUAGUACAUGAGUAACUUCAACUAAAUCGAUAAACUGGUAAAUGGACUUGAAAUAUGUUUGGAUCUCAACCUAAAAAAUGGUAUGAUGUAACUUGUUCAGGGGGCGAAUAAACCAGGGGGGUGGAUUCA